AUGGCACAAGUCUGGCCACCAUCUCCAUGCGUGGAGGAUGAAGACGUAUCUCUGUCGAAGGAACUCCUGCUCGAUGUACCCAUACAUAAGACCAAGAACGAUGAUCAGCCUGCAGGAAGUCGAGGCUCGGUUGAUCAAUACCCCAUCAUUAUCGACAGCGAUGACUCGGAUACAACCAGCAAGCAACAUGGCUCGGACUCGGAUGAUGUUCCUUCUCAACCUCACUCUGGACACGCCAGCGCGGAGUCGACUACCAACACCGAGAAGCGAUUUGUCUUGUUCUCUCCUGAAAGAUCCGAAGUUGUGGAGGAACCACCUCUCGAGGACAUGCAUAGAUCUAGAUCUACUCCUCAGCUGAACAUACGAGAGGAACACAGAGGGAGACCACAAGUGACAAGGAUCCACACAGAUUUGGGCCCAAGUCGAGAAAGCAUGGCGGCGGACCGUCAUCGAGAACCAUCGCCAUAUGCUUACAGCAACCAGUCUACAAUGGACUCGACAUCUGCUGGACCGCGCUCCGGGAUUAACCUAUUGUCGCCCAUGGAUGCUAACAGAUCAAGAAGGUCUCUGCCGGUGCGACAGCGCAGUCAUCCGCAGAAACACGACAGUAGUGACUCAGAGCACGGCUCCAAGUCGAAAAGAAGGCCUGGACGAAGUCGGAGUCGCGCUCCUAGAAAGAGCUUUUCCCAGACCGAUCGACCCGAAAUCGAGAAUACGAAGAGCCCUAGACGUACUCAACUAGAUUCGAGGACAACUGAAGACUACAGUUACAAUACUCGUCGUCAUGGCAGUGCAGCUCCGUCUAAAGGAGAUUUCGUCGGCUAUAGCUCCAGCUUUAAAGAACACAUCACACCACCACAGAGCCCCAAGCCUCUGCCGGGAUCUACCCGAUCGUCUCUGUCAGAGUCUGCGAGGGAUCAUGCAUACUUCAGGCAUGGCACUGACCAAGUCAUCACCGACUCACCUUACACUUCCUCGGCGGAUGAAGGGCGCUCUCGAAGACAGAUUUCAGGAGAUGAGAAGAGAGGGAAAAGUGUUGGCCGUUCACGAAGAGCCUCCUCUAGACUUGACCUUCAGGAAAUCGACAGGACUUCCACAAGUCGAGCUACUUCUAGACACCGCGAUCGUGGGUCGAGAGAUGUGUCAUCGCCGGAGCCGGUGUUGUCGGAUGAGCGACGGCGGCGGGAACCAGAUACUCCUCUCUCUGCCCGGGCAUUGAAAGCCACAGAAGAUUACUUCGGCAGAGCUCUCGGCAGCAAGCAAAGUAGAAAGCUUGAGCCUGGCAAUGAUCAGUCACGACCUGUAUCUCCACUGAGCUCACCCUCAGCUAGCCCUCCCCGUCCGCCUCGUGGGGACAAGAUGCCAAGACACGAUUUUCAGCCACCAUCAAGUGCUGCCAAUACCUCGAAACCGAGAUCUCGUCCCCCCUCUCAGGAUGAUAGCCACUCCAAUGGCAUCAAGCCCCUUACCACACUCCUUAGUGCUGCGACCUUAGGUGCUUCCUUGGCCAAGGCAAUUCCGACUGUAUCGAGAUCCAUCGCCACCUCUCUUAACAGUGCGGAAUCUCUCAACAGUGGAAGCCAGAGUAGGCCAAGUAACGGAGACAGAUCACGAAAGGCCUCGCCAGAUCUCUUUAUAAGAACCAGCUCGGUGCCGGGUAGAGAUGAAGGCCCGUCACUCCGAGUCACGACUUAUCCCGUUCAUGAUGAACGGACACAGCAGAGAUCUUCCACCUACACGCCUACUCCUGCUGAAAGUCCUCGAACAGCGGCACGAGCUGCGUCUUAUUCGUAUCCACCGGAAAUCUCACGACCGGCUGUACCUCAUAGAGCGAUGUCCACCUCGUCAACACAAAGUUUUCAUCAGUAUCUAAACGUAACAUCACAGCAGCCCAUGGUCUCGGCGCCAGUCACGCCUGACCCAGUCAACAUGUCUUUGCCAGUGGUGCCUCGACCUAGUGUUCCAUCACCGUGUCCUAGAUCGACGCCGGUGACCGGACUAUAUGAUUGGUAUACCAUUCGUGACAUGUCGUUUCUAGACUUCUGUCCGUCGUGUAUGAACUUCCUCGGCGGGACCAGAUUUCGAGAUCACUUCAUUCCUAGCAUGCCUAAAGACCUUCGGCAACCGGUUCAAUGCGCUAUGAGCAAGCCAUGGAUUCGUCUUGCAUGGCUACAGUGUGUCAAACAUGACAAGAAGGAUCUUUCUCUUGUCUGGGGUUUGACUCAGCCUCCUCCAGAAGGAACGAGAGCCUGUCCUGGUCCCGUACCCGAGCAUAGAAGAUGGUAUCACUUGACAGAUCCAAGGACUAAUCGGCCUGUGGAAGGAUUCGAUAUCUGUUCCGCAUGUGUCAUGAAGAUUGACAUGACAUUUCCUCAAUUGCGGUCCUACCUCUUUGACAGGCCGCGAGACAAACUUAACGAAGAAAGGAUAUGCAAUGUCAAUACCAACAGUCGACACUUCUGGCCCAUCCUUACCGAGUUGGAACGACUGGCGGACCGUCGAUCCAGGGAGUCUUUAAGGCAGAGAGAUAUCAUCGACUUUGUUGAUUACAUUCGACGGAUAUCCCGCCAUCGCGAAUGCCUCAAGGACACUAUGCUGGCAAUGACUGCAUGGCAUUUCAUCCCUGACCUACCCGAAUUCACAAUCUGUGAAGACUGCUUUCAGGAGGUAGUCUGGCCUCUUAGAGAUCGACCAAUAGCACGAGAAGUGUCCAGGACUUUGAAAGUCGUUCCUAAUCUGCAAAGAAACCAAUCAAUACAAGGAAUAAGUUGUCAGCUAUAUAGCGACCGUAUGAGGAGGAUUUUUCAUGACGCCGUUUCGAAGAAUGAUUUUGAGUGCCUGAGAGCAGCGGCGAGACACAGAUAUAGCAUGGAGCAUAGGCUGCAGGAGCUUCAAAGGCGCUAUAAAACGGACCAACAGGCUGGGUGGGAUAGGAGGGGCGAGAUGGAACAAAACAUAACGAUCUGGAAGUCGAUUGAAUGA
Messenger RNA from Exophiala spinifera, 2982 nucleotides. RefSeq lists its product as uncharacterized. The transcript has a single exon. The coding region runs from base 1 to 2982 and encodes 993 amino acids. NCBI's taxonomy places the organism in Eukaryota, Fungi, Ascomycota, Eurotiomycetes, Chaetothyriales, Herpotrichiellaceae. The record is from RefSeq and is a predicted model, not a curated record.